UCAGUAUGUAUAGGAUGAUAUAUUGCACAGUGCACCACAUUGGCAAAUGACUGAAAUUUUACCACAUAAUAUUAGGCAAGAUAAAAAAAAAAACAAGUUUCUGAUAAACUAUAACUGUCAUUGUUACUUGAGAGAAGAACAAGUUCGAAAAUGUUUGACAAAUACUAUAGAAAUACAUAUCGAGAACAUUAGUGUGGCGUGGUAUUUUAAAUCUAUGUCAGAGUUGUUUGACCUGUGAUAUCUUAGAAUUUAGAUAUCGUCGAUUCUAAAAUCUCUGAUCUGAUGUGUUUCGAAGUUCAGCGAAGUUAUAUUUGUUAUAGGUAAUUAUCAUAUUCUUCAAUGUCAAAUUACACAAUACUAUAUAGUAAUAUAGUGAAUUAAUAUACAGACAUAUGUCUUGUACGUGAUAUGGACUGUGAUACAUUAACAAAUUGUGAAAUACACCUUUAAUGCUUCGAUUUGCAAUGCAAAAAAAUGUAGGAAUUCAUAAAUAUUUAUGUGUGUUAUAGGUUAACAUAAGUAUCAUAUUAUAAUCCAUAUUUUUUCCAAGUAAAUUAUUAUCAAUAGUCUCAAGUAAUUUAUGGAGAGAAACGAAAAUUUUAUAAUGUUCAUAUUUUAUACAACACACACUGCCUUAGCAAAGAAGAAAUUAUACCUAUAGGAAGCCUAGUUAUUCAUAAUACAAGAUCUAGCUUUCUCUCCCUGUGAUGGUGACUGUGCAAUUAUUUAGUCAUUGGCAUUUAAUUAAUCUUAAAACAAGUGCAUCUUUUUAUAUAAAAGUCUUGCCAAUGAGUUACUUGUAAGAGUACAUAUUAAAAAAUGGCAAUAAUUUAUUUUUGUGCUCAUAUCCUUAGUAUUUGAUAGAUAUAAUGAUAUAUCAUGACAUGAUUCUGUGGAUAUUAUAAUCAAUAAGAAGUAUAUUUUCUGGAAGCAAUAAAUAAAAUAAAAAGAUGGAUAGCUCAGAGUAUGAGACUGUACGAAAUAUGACACUUUUAUUUUUUUUGGAGCUUCUUGUGGAUAAAGGUGGUCCACGAACAUUACAUGAUUUAAGCUGUCAGUUUGGAGCUAAGGGAUUUACAAAAGAAAUGCGCCAAAUAGCUGGUGGAUCACAGAGUGGUCUUAAAAAGUUUUUAGCUCAAUAUCCAAUGCUUUUUCUUAUUAAUGGUGAUUAUGUAUCAGUGAAUACAUUUCAACAAGUUGUAGAAGAAGAAAAUGGGUGUAAAUUAGGAGGGAAACGCGAUUAUGCUCGAGAGGCUGUAGAAUAUUUUACAAAUAAAUUAAUGCAAUAUGGCGUUGGUACAGAAGUACCAAUAAAAAGUCUUUUGGGACAUCGGUCUCAGGCUUCUCCAGAAGUUAGACAUAUUUCUGGACAACAUUAUAAGGAGUUUAGAGACUUUCUUAUAAAAUAUCCUGAUGCUUUUGUAGUUACAGAAGAUAAUGUAAUGUUAAAGCAAUAUGAAGGCAUGAAGGCAGAACCUUUCGUGGAGUUAGAACCUGAUAUACCUAUAGACCCAGAGAUUACUGCAAAAUUAUUAGAUUUUCUGUGUGAGUGUAUUGAACAAAAGGGUCCAAUCCUUGUAGAUCAAAUGUUCAACAUAGUUAAUGAUAAAUUUUCUUAUGAAAAUUGGAACUCAAUAUUUAAGACACCGCAGGAUUUAUGUACAUUUGUUAAAAUGUUCCCAGAUGCAUUUCACGUUCAAAGUAAUCUAGUAACAUUAAUUGGAAGACCAAAAUCUUCCCCUAUAGAAGGAAAAGCAAAAACAAGAUUUCCAAAUUCUACAAGAAAUCAAAAUAAUACUUCAGACAAAGCAAAUAUAAAUCAAGUUAUUCAACCAAACAAUACUCAAGCAUCCCUGCAAACAGUUAAUUCAGAAUCUAUUAGUACCAAUGUUACAAGUCAGAUUAAUUCUGUACAAAAUUCUCAUUCUUCAUCUAUUGAAAGUAAUAGUAGCUCUCCUCCAGUAAGCUUGCAACAACAAACUUUGAAACAAAGAAUAAAUAUGCUUGUAAUGAAGACUUUAGCGGAUAAUACAGAAAAGGAUAGAAGUUUACAAACCAUGCAAAUGGGAGAUGCUUGGAAAUUAAAGAUAUUGCAACAAACUAAAAUAAUAGCAAAUGCCAGGGAGAGUCUUCAAAUUAUAGAAGAUAUAAUAAAUCCUCGUAAGCCUCCUCCUAAUGGUAAAAUAGUUGUUUCAUUUGACUGUGAAGGAAUAAAUUUAGGAGUUAAAGGACAAUUGACACUUGUACAAAUUGGAACUAUGUCAGGACAAGCAUAUGUGUUCGAUUUAUUUGCUUGUCCUAAUCUUGUACAAGCUGGAGGCCUUCAAAAACUUCUAGAACAUAAAGAUGUUAUUAAAGUGAUUCAUGAUUGUAGGAAUGACAGUGUCAAUUUGUACAGACAAUUUAAAAUUAUGUUGAAUAAUGUUUUUGAUACACAGGCAGCUCAUGCUGUAUUGCAAUUUCAAGAAACUGGUAAACCUGUAUAUAAAGUUAAGAAUGUUAAUUUGAAUACACUAUGUGAUCAUUAUGGUGCUCCAAGUAAUCCAUUAAAAGAACAAUUGAAAAAUAUCUAUCGUAAUAAUCAAAGAUACUGGUGUAGGCGUCCAUUAACACGAGAUAUGCUCAUUUAUGCUAGCAGUGAUGUUCUGAGUUUGGUUCCACAAAUAUAUGUCUCCAUGUCUAGACUUAUAAAACCAGAAGUACAAGGUCUUUUUAAUGAGCUGUGUGAGGAGCAAAUUCAAUUACAUAUUAAACCUGCAGAAGUAAAAACGCGAAAGAAGCAACGGAAAGUGGAAACAGAAGUUGCAGAUUUGAAAAAAAGAAUGGAAGAAGCAACUACCAAAAAUAUUGUUUUAAGCAACCGUGAAAUACGCCUUUUGCGUUAUCUUGAUCUUACUGAAGAUGAGAAGGAGAAACUGAAAGGUAGUUAUAAAGUUGCAAGAAAAUUAGAAAAACUUGAAAACAUGGGUCAAGAUAAAGGAGAAAGUAGUGAUGAUGAUGAUGAUGAUAAGAUUGAAGAUUUGCAAUAUCAUAGUAUAGAAAGUUAUACUUCUGAAAAUUCACAUUCUGGUGGUCUAGUGUCAUCACAGAAUUCUGAUACUCUAAGCCUCACAGAAUCAAUGCAAAUGGUGGAUGAAAUUCUUUCUGAUGGACGAAUGGAUAGAUUUGAAAAGAUUGAAAAAUUAGAAGCUAUUCUUUCAGCUGUUACUGGUUCCACAACUGAUCAGUUUUCCUCAAGCAGUGCAGAUGUAUCUCCGACAAAGUGUGUAUGCUCGUGUCAAGAUAAAAAUAAAAGUCCACGACCAGAUUAUAAUACCGUAACUAGUGUGGCUUGCCAAACAUAUAGUACAGGUGAUAUAGUAAUUACCAAAAUAUUUCUCACGGAAGAAGAAAAGGAACGUAUAGAUUUAUUGAAUUCGCCAAAAAAGUAGAUAUGUCAUAGUUAUUGUGAAAGUGGUAAGGAAGGAAGUUGCCAUUGUUAGAUUUUUACGAAAAAGACGAAUAGGUGAUGAGAAAUAAAACAAUCUAGGUAAAAAUUGAUAUAUUUUAUGCAGUUUGACAAAAUUCUAAUUUUAAACUACAGCAAUCAGGUACAUUAAUAUUCGGUACAAUUUUUUUUCCAACUCUGAUUCUGUAGUAAUCAGAAUUUAGGAAAAAUUUGUUUUUUAAUGACAAAAAUUCAGUAUUGUGAAAUAUUUCAUUUUCAUAGAUGAUUAUCUUUCUUUACUAGAUACAAGAAGGAAUAAUCGAAUUAUGUAUUUACUAACAAGAAUAUUUGAUGAAAUAUUUUUUAGAAUAAUUUACGUUGCUCCUCAGGACUAAAACAUUAAUGUUGUUCCUCUGUAAAAAAAUAUAAACAUAUAAAUGUUUUAAUGAUACUUUAAAACAAAAUUUUAUUCAUUUUUAUAUUACUACAGGAGUAUAGAAUUAUAUUAUAUGUAGAAAAGAAUAAUUUUUCAUGUUAAGUGCUGCAUUAAAAUCGCUAUCUUACAUAAUGUGCUUUUUAUAUAUUUUUGUAUGAAAAUAUUUUCAGUUUUAUUGAAAAAUAUUUUUGAUAAUAUUCACUUUUAAUAAAUGUUUAUGGAAGUAUACAAAAAUGAUUAGUAAAAUAAAUAUAAAUAUGUAAAAUAGUCAUUUUACACAUUUGAUAUGCCCAAUUUUUUUGAAGUUGUAUUUGUGCUAAGUUCUAAUAUACUGUUUAU
This is a messenger RNA of Bombus pyrosoma, 4202 nucleotides long. It is a transcript of the gene egl, whose product is annotated as egalitarian protein homolog. Gene Ontology annotation, molecular function: nucleic acid binding; 3'-5' exonuclease activity. The record is from RefSeq and is a predicted model, not a curated record. The transcript is spliced from 8 exons. NCBI's taxonomy places the organism in Eukaryota, Metazoa, Arthropoda, Insecta, Hymenoptera, Apidae. Gene Ontology annotation, biological process: nucleobase-containing compound metabolic process. Bases 951 to 3431 code for a protein of 826 amino acids.